AUGGCACGCGGGAAAGGGUUCAGGCAGAGUGCUAGUAAUGUGGCAGAGGCGAGUAGUUCCGGAUCCGGCAAAGCGAUAGCUACAACGACCGACUCCGAAACCCCCAUUACCGUGGUGGCAAAUCCCGGUAGGGAUCGAGAGAGAUUUCUAAGGAAAUUAGAACCGCCAGUUUACAACGGAGAAGAACCGAGGGCUUGGAUAUUUCGAGCUGAACGAUAUUUCUCUAUUAAUCGGCUCACGAAAGCGAGAGAAAUUGAAAGCUCGCUGGAGUGUGUUUUGAAGGAGAGGCACAAGCUUGGUUAA
Messenger RNA from Dovyalis caffra, 303 nucleotides. Lineage: Eukaryota; Viridiplantae; Streptophyta; Magnoliopsida; Malpighiales; Salicaceae. The record is from the annotation of a GenBank genome assembly.